This is a messenger RNA of Chelmon rostratus (copperband butterflyfish), 3163 nucleotides long. RefSeq names its product topoisomerase I binding, arginine/serine-rich a (gene toporsa). Gene Ontology annotation, molecular function: ubiquitin protein ligase activity. The transcript has 2 exons. The record is from RefSeq and is a predicted model, not a curated record. The coding region runs from base 148 to 2592 and encodes 814 amino acids. Gene Ontology annotation, biological process: protein monoubiquitination; protein polyubiquitination. Lineage: Eukaryota; Metazoa; Chordata; Actinopteri; Chaetodontiformes; Chaetodontidae.
UAAGAGUACAGGGUAGGAUGUGUUAACGAGGCCGGGCAGUUGGUCUUGUAAACAGUUCCUCCGAAAUGACAUGUACGUAGAAAUUGUGCUAAACACAGAGAGCUAAUCGGCUGACAGCUUCAUACGUGUUUGAGGACACCAGAGAUCAUGUCAGCAGUCAAGAUUGCCAUGCAGCAGAGCCAGAAGAGUGGCAGAAAGAAGACCUCCAAAGCAAUGUCUGCAGAGGUGUCGCCAGACUCCAAGUGUCCUAUCUGUUUGGACACAUUUAACAAUAUUUCUUACCUGGACCUCUGCCUGCACAAGUUCUGCUUCCGGUGUAUUCACGAGUGGUCCAAGAACAAAGCCGAGUGUCCUCUAUGCAAACAGCCAUUUAAUUCCAUCUAUCACAGCAUAAAAUCAGAGCAAGACUUUAAGAAGUAUGACCUGCAGCCGCUGGAUAACGGCUCUUUUGGGACUUUUGGGGGAGUGCGGUUUAGAUACCGCACAACUGUUACCGGAUUCCAUCGACAGAUGCAGAGAAGGACCUCUCCACCUCCAGACAAUGGAGUAAUGUUUGAAGCCUCGACAAACGCUCCCCAGCAGCCACAGGACCGCUAUAUCCGGCGGAUGAUGAUGAGGUUGGCAGCCAAAAGGAGAGCUGCAAGUGAAGGGAGGGCAGUGAACCGUGUCAGAGAGCAGGAAAUAAUAAACUUCAGGAGGGAACUGUACCGACAGGGGGUGAGGGUUCGGGAUGUUCGUGAUGGCGGCCGCUCCCGAGACACCACGGCAGAGUUCUUCAGAAGAAAUCCUGCCUGCCUACAUAGACUGGUCCCCUGGCUAAAAAGAGAGCUUGUUGUGCUAUACGGGGCCCACGGCUCUUUGGUCAACAUAGUCCAACACAUCAUCAUGUCACGCAUUACACGUUAUGACAUGGAGGAUGGAGCUAUUCAGGAAGAGCUCAGGCCGUUCCUCCAGGGGCGCACAGAGCACUUUCUGCACGAGUUCAUCAGCUUCGCAAAGUCCCCCUUCAAUAUGGAGGCCUACGACGAGCAUGCUGUCUACGACUGCCCAGCCCCUUCCUCCAAUGAAGACAGCAGCUCCAACUCGUCUGUAAUAGCUAUCUCAGAGGAUGAGGAACACUCAAUGGAGUUGGACCCCCCAGGAGAUUCCACGUCUACUCUGAGCCACUCCGUGUGGGAUGAUGAGACACCGGGACCAUCAUAUUCUACGACAGCAGAGCAGAGCAGGGUGGAGUGUCUGUCAGUCCUUGACUCAGACUCAGACAGCAGUUUAGAGGAGGAGGCACAGGACUUUGGGGUUUCUCCGCAGCAAAUGAGUCCUCUUAACCAGACAGACAUGACUCAGGUUGAAGUUAACAAGGAAGAGUGUUUGUCCUGUGACAGUGAUGACUGUGUCAUUGUAGGUUAUGUUAAGCCAACAGCAGAGAGGACUCCUGAGCUGGUUAAGCUCUCCUCUGACUCUGAUGAGUCUGCCAUGGAAGAUACUAAAGAAGUGCCUGUUCGACCUCAGCACAUCCGCUUCUGCAGUCUCAGUCCUAUAGCUUCACAGAAUAGUGAUCCAGGUGGUGCUGGAGGGUCAGAAAAUGUAGAAACAGACCGUUAUCUGGAUUCAAAAGAAAGAUGGAGAUCUUUGACAUCUAGCAGACACGAUAUGUCAGGACAGUCAGACAGAAAAGACACAGAUAGACGAUUUGACAGUAAUAAUAGAGCUAGAGAGAGACACUUGUCAAAGGACGAAGAACGUAGGAGAAGGAGGAGGUCAAGAAGUGGAGAGCACAGAUACUCUUGCAAGAGCCCGGUGGUCUCCCACAGCAGUGUCAGCACUCUGUCAAGAGAACGAGGUAAUUCUUAUUCCAGUGGUAGAGACUUCUACUCAGAAUGUGACAGUAACUAUAAAAGCAGGGAUGGUGGUCACAGCUAUCAGUCAUAUAGGCAUUACAGCCAAGAGAGAAGUGAUAGUGGUGUACAUUACACAGAGAGGCGGUCCUAUUACUACAGUAGCCGUAAAUACUCUGAUCAGCGCUCGUACUCCCGCUCCAGGAGCCGCAGCAGGGACUCGCGGAGACGGGACAGGAGGCAUUCUCGAUCAAGAACUUAUUCCAGCAGUCGCUCCCCUUCCGUGAAAAAGAGAUCUCACCACGACAAGCCUGGUGGAAAGAGGAAACACAAAACAAGACAUCUGGAGGAACCGCCGGAAAAUGCACUUCCCAACUCACAUGCCGAAGGUGACUCUCCCACGUCCUCAACAAAACACAAGAAAAGGAGCAAAGAGAAGCAUUGUAAAAAAUCCAGAGAGAGAUCCAGAAAGACUAGCAGGAGCCUCAGUGUGGAGCUCGUUAAUGAGGAAAACUCCAGUGAGCGGAGCAAACGUCACCAUAAGAAAAAGAAGAAACACAAGAAGAAAAGCAAAAGGCACAAGAGUAGAGAACGCAGAGAGAAGGGCUCGCCCUCUGUCAUAACCAUUGAGAGUGACAGUGAUGCCAAGGACAGCGUCGCCCACACCAGCAGCACUAAUAAGGACGCCCCCGUCGACAAUACCACAGAUGACCUGGUAGACCCAGUAGACCCCACACCUCGCUGCUCUAAUGUGUAGUUAUAUGAAAAUUCUGAUUUCUGCUGUUUGUGUGUGUGGUGGGAAUUGAUGAAUUCACCCUCAGCUGCUAAUGCCUGUCAGCAGUAUUUUAGAUCAAAACAAUGAUCAAUAUGUUGAAGGUCACCAGACCCUUUAAAUGCCACUGCAAGUGAUUUCUAAUGUGCCAGUUCGUGGGACGCUGGUUUACAUGACAGACUCAAAUAUCCAUGUUGAACCGGAGAAUGGUCAUCAUUGGGUACAUGACUGUUCUAGACCAUCCAGGUCUAGUUUCUUAACUGUGUUAACUAACACUUGAAACAGUCCUGUUAUAUGUGCAAAGUGCCACUAUGAGCAAGGCAGAAUGGACUAAUACUGGCAGUCACACAUCCUUUUUAAGUGUUAAUUCUAAGUCUGUAAAUUCUUUUUUUUUUCUUUUUUCAAUGGAUGUAUUUUAUUUCUAAGGUACUCUCAGGGAUAAGGUUGAUUAUAGUGUUUUUUUGUUAUAUGUCAGCUAUAUUCUUGAGACAAAACAAUUUCUACCUGCUGCUCGUGGAGUGGUUCUUAUUAUGAUUUCAGAAUGGGCUCUUUUGUA